This is a messenger RNA of Exophiala xenobiotica, 1797 nucleotides long. RefSeq lists its product as uncharacterized. The transcript has a single exon. The record is from RefSeq and is a predicted model, not a curated record. The coding region runs from base 1 to 1797 and encodes 598 amino acids. NCBI's taxonomy places the organism in Eukaryota, Fungi, Ascomycota, Eurotiomycetes, Chaetothyriales, Herpotrichiellaceae.
AUGCCCGAAUCUCUACUCUGGAUCAACAAAGACUCGGCCUCUGCAGUCCUGUCGAGAAGCUCGAAGGCCGAGACCAGGCAGAUUCGGAAACAUGUCCAGCAUGAACGACAGGUGAAAGCAAGAAUUGCGCACCAAGGAGCCAAACCGUCUGGGAACCGCAAAGACGGGACCUUGUCGCCGGAGCAAAAAUCAACCGCAGGCGCCGACAAGCAGCGUGGUCUCCGCCUCGACACCAAUGUACAAACGCAGCAGAAUGAUACCGGCGAACCACAUCAGCGUGCUUUACUCUCCGCAUCGCUAUCCCCAACCAGCCAUUCUGGUCGAGUACUCCAGGCCAUCAGCGCCAUUCCGGGGCUGGAACCACAGGAACACCGCAGCUUAGUGUUUUUCUGCCAGCGGACAGGGCCAGAGUGGUCCGGCUGGAGAGACGCGGCCUUCUGGAACAAAUUGAUCCUCCAGGCUUGCUACUUGAACCAGUCCAUACUCCAUGGAGUAGUUGCCCUAGGCGCGCUGCACGAAGCCUCCGAGUUUGAGAGCGAGUCAGACGAAAGAUCCAACCUACAGCAGCUGGCCCUGCAUCAGAGUAGCAAAGCUUCUCGAAUGGCCUUUGAAACUGCAGUGUCCGAGAUUGCCACUCUGAUAUCAUGCAUCAUUUUCAUUUGUCUACAAAAUUUGCAAGAUAGCCAUACUGCCUACCAGCUCCUGAGGUCGGGCCACAGUCUAAUCACGGACAUUGAUGAUCGCUUGCUUUCCGGCGACCUCGUUCUUGCCGAUAGCGAGAAGGCUGUCUUGAACAAUUUCCUUCGGCCCAUUAUCGAGCGACUGCGGAUGAGAUUCUGCUGUAUCGUUGAUGUUCCGUCUGCCCUGGCGCUGAGUGCAGCCAUCAGGCGAAACAAGUCCGAACGUCUCCUACCAACACCAGAGAUCCCUUACUGCUUUGGCAACCUGCUCGAGGCACGCAACAAACUCGAGGAGAUUGUCGAUUGGGCUCAGGAGAACAUCGAUCCUUCUGACUCGACAUGCGAGAACAAACUGCAAGCGCAAGUUAUCCUAUCAAGUUGGACUGCUGCCCUCGACGCGACCUGUAUCAAUGUGGUAGAGCGGUACGAGGCACUGACUGUGUCCAAGAAACUCCUCAAAGCUGCUGCACUGGUCGCAGCCAUUCUACUUGACACGUUGGGGACGCAGGAAGAAUGCAGCUACGAUGUCCAUGUAGACAAGUUCUCACAAAUCAUCAAUCUCUACAAGGAGGCCUUGACCGACCCCACCAAGAUGCGAAAAAAUGUCUCGUUCGGUAUUGACGCCGGAGUGAUUGACACACUGGCGUUCGUCGCUGGCAGAUGUCGUGAUCCCAUCGUCCGCCGUUCAGCUGUUGAGCUGCUUACGCAGACAAACAGGACAGAAGGCGAUCUACAAGGAAGAACGGGCAGUACAAUUCUCCAAACACUGAUCCAGCUUGAAGAAGAGAACCUCUUGGUCACCUCGGCGAGCGACAUACCUGAAAGCCAACGACUCCGCAUAUGGGAGGACCAUCAGUAUUGGGAGACGGGACAAAUCCAAAUAUAUUUUGUCAGAUGGCCAUACGAUCCAGCUUUGGGCGCUGAGGUGAAACAAGUCACGACUUGUCUACCCAUCAAUUCUCUGAGAGCCGCGAAAGAGAAGGCAUUGCCCGGCAGUCCAGUGGGCCUGCCUAACGUCAAAUAUGGUCGAGGAAUGGGUGCAUUCUUGGAGGAAGGCUCACAGACAUACCACCAGAUCACGUUGUCGUCAUUUUUCAUGCCCGUGCCCAGAUUGUGA